Molecule: messenger RNA, 1305 nt
Organism: Babesia microti strain RI
Lineage: Eukaryota; Apicomplexa; Aconoidasida; Piroplasmida; Babesiidae
Product: Ran-binding proteins 9/10 homolog
Exons: 6
Coding region: 1-1305 (434 amino acids)
Molecular function (GO): protein binding
Source: RefSeq, a predicted model, not a curated record
AUGGAAUCAUCGUGCAUGUAUAACAAAUUAUAUGGGAGUGAACCAAUACCUACAUGUCUAAAUACUACGACUUACCAACAAUAUAUAAAGAUCCAUCACGAUAAUUUAACUGCGGAAUAUAUUGGCCGCGGAAUUCACACUGAUCCAGGGUCAGUCAAAUCUAACAUUUUUGCACCUACCAAUUGCGUUUUGUACUAUUUUGAAAUAGAAGUUCUUGAAUGUGGCUCGCACUGCAAAGUAGUCGUUGGGUUUACUCCUCCAAAUUAUCAUUUAAACAAAGUACCCGGAUCGGAACAAGGUUCAAUUGGUUACAAGGCAGAAGAUGGGAUGAAGCUGUGCGGAACAAUAAGACCGGAGUCUUUUGGUCCAACGUACACCAAGGGUGAUGUUAUAGGUGUGGGAAUGAAUUAUAUCAAUAAAUCAUAUUUUUUUACUAAAAAUGGCGUAUUUAUUGGUUAUGCUGGAAACAUAGGACAAUCUGAAAACUAUCCCACUAUAGGAUUGAAUGUGGAUGAGAAGGUUAAGGUCAAUUUUUCUGGCCCUUUCCAAUACGAUAUUUUUUCACUUUAUCAAACAGAAAUUGAUAAUGACCAUAAAGCGAUGGAGGUACAUACUGUUGAUAAGGAUCAACUUGAUCAUAUUGUCAGAUGUUAUCUCAUAUACAAGGGAUACAAUGAGACAUUGAAUAUUUUCAAUAACGAGACAAAUUUUGAUGAUAGCAAAAUGAGUGAUGAUAAGAGUUCUCAAUAUAUACAAGAGUUUUAUCUUACAGAUAGAGAUAUCGAAAUUCAGUUGUCAACAAUUGGUGUAAGAAGUGAUAUUUCCCAAUCCAUACUGAAUGGCAAUAUUUUAGGGGCAAUUGAAAUUAUAAAUAGCAAUUAUCCGCAAAUAUUGAACAAUUUUUCAACUACAACGCUAUUAUUGUAUACACAACAUAUGAUUGAAUUGGUCAAAAAUGGAUUUAUUGACAAAGCAAUUAAUUGGUCCCAGGAACACCUAACUCCAUUCCUUUACAAAGAUGCACCUAAGGAGAUUAAGGAAGUAUUGGAAAGAUCCUGCGGAUUAUUUGCCUAUGAAAAUAUUGAAAAAUGUACUUUGAGUUGGGAAGUGGGCUGCAAGAGGAGAAAUCACACUUGUAAUUCUGUGAAUGAGGCCAUUUUAGAGCAUCUGGGAGUUAAGAAGAAACCAGGUCUUUGCACAAUAAUCCAAAACUUAUCUGUACUGCGUGCUAUGCAACGGGAACAGAAUAAUAAUAAGGGCCCAGUGUUUAUACCAAAGAAUCUACAAGAUAUUUUUCGCAUAUAA